This is a messenger RNA of Pararge aegeria (speckled wood butterfly), 3183 nucleotides long. It is a transcript of the gene PIG-O, whose product is annotated as GPI ethanolamine phosphate transferase 3. Gene Ontology annotation, molecular function: mannose-ethanolamine phosphotransferase activity. Gene Ontology annotation, biological process: GPI anchor biosynthetic process. Gene Ontology annotation, cellular component: endoplasmic reticulum membrane. Bases 121 to 2970 code for a protein of 949 amino acids. The transcript is spliced from 10 exons. The record is from RefSeq and is a predicted model, not a curated record. NCBI's taxonomy places the organism in Eukaryota, Metazoa, Arthropoda, Insecta, Lepidoptera, Nymphalidae.
UUGGCAAUUUCAAAUUUUACAAAAUUUCGCGAUGUUGAGAGGGGUGGUUAUUGUGUAUUUUUUUAUUUAACAAAUUAAAACUCAUGCCAGCUAUAAAUUUGUGUCUUAAAAAUCAUUGCAAUGAAAGAAAAAUGGAAUUUUAUUUUAUAUCUCGUUUGGUUCUCCUAUCUUAUCCUCUCCGCGGUUCUCAUGUUCGGCCAGGGUUUCCUCCUAUCUCGUAAAACGUUAAGCGAUGUAUCAGAAUGUGUACCUUUAAAAAGCUUCGGUUGCGAUGGGCAUCAGAACUCCAGCGUGAAGGUUCCAUGCAGCGAUGAUAAUAAAAUUCGCCGGAUACUGUCUAACUCCGGUUCACCUAUAAUAUGCGCUCCCAAGAAGAAUAAAGUGGCGUUAAUUUUGGUGGAUGCUUUGCGAUACGAUUUUACAGAAUAUGAUGAAAGUAAUGCAAGCCCUUUGUAUUAUCAAAAUCGUCUGCCAGUGAUUCGAAAGACUGUUGAUAAGUGGCCGAACCGUGCGCGGGUUUUUCGAUUUAUGGCUGAUCCACCUACAACUACACUCCAGCGCGUAAAGGCUCUAGUUACAGGCUCCUUGCCUACUUUUAUUGAUAUGAGUGCCAAUUUCGCUGCUAUGGAAAUACAAGAAGAUAAUGUGAUUGAUCAAAUUGUAAAACAAGGUAACAAAGCAGUACUAUUGGGAGAUGACACAUGGGCUAGACUGAUGCCUGCAAGAUGGCACCGCUCCCAUGCAUUAUAUUCAUUCCAUACCUGGGACCUUGAUACUGUUGAUAAUGAGGUUGACUCAAAAAUCUAUGAUGAAUUGAAGAAAUCAGACUGGGAUAUACUUGUGGCACACUACUUAGGAGUUGAUCAUGCAGGACAUAGAUAUGGACCGAAUCAUCCUGAGAUGGCUAGAAAAUUAAAAGAAACAAACGCUAGGCUUGAGCGAUUCAUUGAAAUGCUGCCCCCAGAUGUUAUUCUUUAUGUCAUAGGUGACCAUGGCAUGACAGAAACAGACUCACAAGAAUGGAAAAAAUCGGAUGGUGAUCACGGUGGGGAAAGCAAAGCUGAGCGUACAGCAGCUUUGUUCGCAUACUGCUCUACAGGAUUCGCUGGGGAUGAAGCGGACAGGCAGAUUGGUAGGGAAGUGCAACAAACCGAUCUGGCAUCUACACUUAGUGCGGCCUUGGGGAGACCCCCGCCGGCCCCGUCACUAGGGAAUUUACUUCUACCUGUUCUACCAAAUAUGCCCGUAGCUCAUACAUUAUUACAUCUGAGCAACAAUUUGAAACAGGUAACCCAGUAUUUAGUAAGAUAUGGUGAGGAAUCGCAACAGAUCUCGUUGGAUCGACUGGCUCAGUUAAUAAAUGCGACCAGAACGCAGAUUGGCCUAGCAGCUGGUGUUGAAACUGAGGCCGAUCUUCGGAUUUAUAUUUCUGAUGUUAGGAACCUAAUGGAUAAAGUACGUGGAGCGUUUCGGGAAGUCUGGGUCGAAUUUGAUUCUUUAUCUAUGCUUCGGGCUCUUUUAUUGCUCCUUCUAGCAGUAUUCUUCAAUUGGAUCAUAACUGAAGGCAUUCCGGUUGAACGUAUUCCUCAUGUUUUCGCUAGUUCCUUCGUCCCAAGUGGACUUGUAUCUGUCGCAGUUUGUAUUGGCUUAUGUUACACAGCGUACUACCUUGAAAUCUUAGAAAAUGUCGAGCACGCUAUAAUUUUGAGCACAGGGUUAGUGUCUGGAGCCAUUACGUGCGUUUUAGUUGUAAUGCACUGGGAUGGAAUAACUCAGAGAUGGUCUGAAGGGCGUGCGCAGUUCUACGAUCGAUUCGCUAGAACUGCAUUAUUCGCGUCAGCUGUAAUAUUAGUUUCGAAUAGUUACAUUAUAGAAGAAGGUGCAACGUUGUCGUAUUUGACGCUAUCGGUUUUAGGUGUGAUAGUUUGGAAUGUACGGACGGUGAAAUCUUUUCUGCUAUGGGCCGCUUUUGGUGGUGUUAUGGUGUUAACUCGGUCUUAUAGGGGUUGUAGAGAAGAGCAAGGGGAUUGUUGGACGGCUGGGGAAGGUUCUACCACGGGUAAUGCAUCUAGAGCUGCUUUGGUUUUAGCCUUAGGUUCUGUAGCAGCUGUUAUAGCGAUCGCUAGACGUCAUGUUGAAUGGAGAGGUUAUGGAAUAGUUAUAGCUGGUAUCUUCGCAUGUGCUCAUUGGGCUGUAGGCUGGGGAUCUUUAGGGUCUCCGAGUAGAUCCAGAAUGUUGGCCAGAGGAGCUUGGUUGGUUAUAGCAACCAUGUUUGUCCUUCUGUGGAGGAAGGAUGGUAGAGGGGCCACUAUGCCUCUGGUCGUGUCUGGUCUGUUGUUCUAUUUGGCCAAUACAUUGGUAUUGGGUGCGGCAUUUGCUCCAACGGCUGGUCUAGCACUUCUCUCGGGAUUCAUUGCACUGAAUGUCGUUCCGAUAUUGAAGACUGAAGGCUCGACGAAAUUUUCUCUAGCAACGAGAUGCAAUUCAAGCAUGGCUUGUCUUUGGGCGCUAUUGGCCUCGUAUCACUUCUAUGGCACGGGACACCACGCUACCCUGGGUCAUGUGAGAUGGGCCGCAGUCUUCCACGCUGGUGACCCUAAUUACACGUCGUUUGGGACGCCAAUAUCUGUUGUGCUGAUGUUUAUUUAUUUGUUUGGUAUGCCAUUGAUGUUCGGUGCGACGGUCCCUCUGCUAGCGCUCUGGGGCAGUAAAGGAGCGUCUGCCCUCGGCCCGCGGACGCAGUUAGCAGCAGUAUUCUCUAUAUGUCUCAAGUUUGCGUUGUGCUUCGCUAUUAGAGUAUUCGCGUGUGCAUUAUCAGCCACGAUCCACUGCCGUCACCUCAUGAUAUGGGGGGUGUUUACACCGAAGUUGUUGUUCGAAGUGGGAUCGUGUUUCGCAGCGCUCUUAGGGGCUCUUAUAGGAGCCAUUUUGACUAUGUGGCACAUACCCAGCCAAGUCCGAUCCAGUUGACAAAAGUGAUAAUACUAAAUUGUGUACAGACCAUAGAAAAAAAUAUUCGUUCGGAAACCAAUACCGAGCCAAUACGGACUUAGAGUUACCGACAAAAUACAAAUUUUACAGGAGAUAUUUAUUUUUAUUAUAAUUAUACGGUUAAAGUGCUGUUAAAUUGCUAUUUAAUAUAAUCUGUUAAUUUUAUUAUUUCUAUCAGUGUUUUUACCUACA